CUCCGAACAUACGCUUACCACACUUUGGGAUCAUUCGCCAAUAAUGAAGCCAGCCUCGGGCGUUACUUUAUGAUGCGGAGGAUUAGAGAUCCUAAUAACUUCCGAGACUCCGCGGACGUGCAUCCCAAAGGGGCAGCUGUCGAAACAGUGCCAAGGAAGAUAUUCAGGCGGUAGUACCGAUAUUAACACCGGCUGUUUGGUCGUUGCUUAAGCUUAUUCCUGGUUAAGAUUACCUUUGCUUCACAAAUGCAAGUGCUCCAUCGGAAAAGAAAGCCCCGGAGAACCUGUUUUGCCGGAUGGACUGGUCACUGUCGCUGGCCGAAUGCCGAAUGCUAGAGCCAAGUGUGCGUCUUGGGACACAGCUGGCUUCGGUGAUCCUACGCUCAUCACCGUUGACAUGUCGAUCAUUCCACCCAUUUGAACUUUCCACAGUACCCACGUGCACCCCAUACUCUUGGACGAAACAAGGUUAUGGCGGGGAACGGCUUGGGCUAUUCUUCACUAGGGGCAACUUGAAUUAGGAUUCAAUGCGUUUCUUAUGCCACCCGGACGGCAUUUGUAGGUGCUGGGGUUAAUAUAGCUGCCGAAGAAGGGCCGUUUUAAUCAUCAGGCCGCAUAUGGCAGUUCAAUUCAAAGGAUCGUUGUUUCAUCAGACUCCUCGGCAUGUCACCUGAACCUACUAAUCUACAUAUUUAUGUGUAUAUAUAGCUAAGUGGAACUCUCUUCGUCCGGUUUCUUUUUUGAAGUCAUCCCCGAUUCUUUGCUCAAUUGGAGACCAAAAUGCACUUCAAAGCCCUUGCCGUUCUGUCCUAUGGCGCGUUGGUCGCCGCGUGGUUCCCUGGAGAAGACAGAGGCAUCAUCUCCUCGGAUGGUGUCGAUCUCUUCAACCGCUCUUCAUCCGAUGUAAGCGGCAAGCGCUGGCUUCCCGCGGGGAAAAUACGUGGUGUGAACGUAGGAUCUCUAUUCGUAGUUGAGCCUUGGAUGAUGUCAAAUACGUGGGCCAAAAUGGGAUGCGGCGGGGUAAAGUCUGAGUUCGACUGUGUCCUGAAGCUUGGGCAGGCAGCCGCAAACACUGCUUUCAAGGGCCAUUGGGACACCUGGGUUACCCAGGCCGACCUUCAGGAAAUGAUCAGCUACGGAAUCAACACAAUCAGAAUCCCCGUCGGCUACUGGAUGAAGGAAGAUCUAGUCUAUGCUGACAGCGAGCACUUUCCUCAGGGUGGGCUCACUUACUUGACAAGACUCUGCGGCUGGGCGAGUGAUCUGGGAAUGUAUAUCAUCAUGGAUUUACACGCCGCUCCUGGAGCACAGCAACCACACAACGCAUUCACUGGACAGGACGCGCCAUCCGCCGGCUUUUACGUGGACUAUCAGUUUGAGCGCGCACUCAAAUUCCUCGAGUGGAUGGCGAACCUCAUUCAUACCAACAACAACUACCGAAACGUCGGCAUGUUGGAACUGGUUAACGAGCCCAUUCAAAAUUCUGGCAAUGUUGGAUCUAUGAGAUCUACUUACUACCCAAACGCAUUUUCGCGAAUCCGUGCGGCUGAAAGAAAGCUUAACAUCGGUGCCUACGACCUCCUUCACAUUCAAAUGAUGAACCAGAAGUGGGGUUCAGGAGAUCCAACUCAAUACCUCUCCGAUAAUUGGUUUGCAGCAUACGAUGACCACCGAUAUCUGAAAUGGGCAAACAUUGGCGACGUAUCACAGAGCAACUAUAUAUCCACGUCCUGUAGAGACGACCGUGGCGGCAACACACCCACCAUUGUUGGAGAGUGGAGCUUAAGCGUGCCUGAUAAUGUGGAGUGGACUUCGGGCUGGGAUCCAAGAACCCAGCAAGAUUUCUACAAGAAGUGGUUUGCGGCACAGAUUAUCUCGUAUGAGAAACAACAGGGCUGGACAUUUUGGUCGUGGAAGACGGAGCUUGGUGACUACCGAUGGGAUUACCAAGCCGCCGUCAAAGCAGGGGUUAUUCCAAAGAAUCUCGAUUCGGUAUAUAAUAUGGGUGUGUGCUAGGUAUACCAAAUUGACGUCCCG
Messenger RNA from Pseudogymnoascus verrucosus, 2037 nucleotides. RefSeq lists its product as uncharacterized. The record is from RefSeq and is a predicted model, not a curated record. The transcript is spliced from 6 exons. Gene Ontology annotation, biological process: glucan catabolic process. Lineage: Eukaryota; Fungi; Ascomycota; Leotiomycetes; Thelebolales; Thelebolaceae. The coding region runs from base 781 to 2016 and encodes 411 amino acids. Gene Ontology annotation, molecular function: beta-glucosidase activity. Gene Ontology annotation, cellular component: extracellular region; cell surface.